Messenger RNA from Tachysurus fulvidraco (yellow catfish), 3356 nucleotides. RefSeq names its product MPV17 mitochondrial inner membrane protein like 2 (gene mpv17l2). NCBI's taxonomy places the organism in Eukaryota, Metazoa, Chordata, Actinopteri, Siluriformes, Bagridae. The record is from RefSeq and is a predicted model, not a curated record. The coding region runs from base 183 to 821 and encodes 212 amino acids. The transcript has 5 exons. Gene Ontology annotation, cellular component: cytoplasm; membrane. Gene Ontology annotation, biological process: mitochondrial ribosome assembly.
AGUUCAUGAACGACUACUGUUUCCUGUCUGAAAUGAACCAUUCAUUAACGUUAACUAAUAUCACGACAAGGUGCGGUUAGGUGUGUUUCUAUUUUGUUUUGUGUUUACAUUAGUUAGACAGGUGAUUGUCUGUUGUGGUUUUGAUGUUUUACACUUCUUGAGCCACAACAGGUUAGUUAGUCAUGAUACCUCAGAGUAAAGAAUUCCUCGUGCGUAUCUCCUUCUACUGGAAGCCGCUUUUUACAGGGAAAUACUUGAUUGUGACCAACAUUAUUAGUAGUGGAGGAAUGCUUGCUCUUGGGGACUGCAUUCAGCAGAGCAGAGAGAAGAGACAGACACCGACUAAGAGCCGGGACUGGAAGCGCACAGGGCGUAUGUUUGCAGUUGGAUGUACAAUGGGACCAUUUAUGCACUACUGGUAUCAGUGGUUGGACAGGAUAUAUCCAGGAAAAAUUGUAAAGGCCGUUGCCAAGAAAGUCCUGAUAGACCAGCUUGUUGCCUCGCCACUUUUUGGAGCGUGGUACUUCAUAGGUAUGGGUGUGAUGGAGGGUCAUGGCUGGCGCAAAGGUUGCAAUGAGUUUAAAGGGAAAUUCUGGGAGUUCUAUAAGGCAGACUGGUGUGUUUGGCCGACAGCACAGAUGAUCAACUUCUACUUCUUGCCAGCCAAAUUUCGGGUGUUGUAUGUAAACACAAUUACACUCGGAUGGGACACCUACCUCUCAUAUCUCAAGCACAGGGAUAGCCAACAUGUUGAUGAAUUGGUGCCAGAGGACUCCUCAUUGUCUCCUCCUUCAGCGACAGCCCUGGAUGAUAAACUGUAGUCCCAAACAAAUUCCAGCUUUAAUGUCAGAUUUUAAAUAUUAGUAUAUUUGUAUGAGUAAUUCUUUUAGUACAUAGACAUAUAACUGCCUUAAUUACUCACAUCAGUUAUUCAAAUCAAGGUGAUCCGCUGGUAUCAGGUAAUCUCUGGACCUGUUCACAUUCUUACUAAUGAAGGGAAUGUGUCUUACUCUUUGUCAGUGGGUGGAGUUCCAUUUGCUCUCAGGCUGCAGUUCUUUAGUUCUUCAUGGCAUGGAUUCCACAAGAUAAAAAAUUAAAUAUAAAUAACCAAUAAAAUAGAAAGUAUAAAAUUGAAAAAGAAAGAAUGAGACAUAGAUUAUAUAACUGGUGCAAGUUUUUUGUUACACUUUUAUGCUGUGACUCUCCUGUUCCACACCGCAAAGGUGUUCCACUGGAUUCAGCUUCAGGGACUGGGAAAACUUCAGCUGCAAACUCUGGUGACUUUUGUGUGCCAAUACAAGAAGAGUCAAUUGUGUUCAUGAAAGGAUGUACAUGGUCAGCAACAGUACUGUGGGAUUUAAAUGACUGUCAUUAUGGGUCCAAUGUGUUUCAAGGAAACAUUCCCAACUACAUUACACCACCAGCAGCCUAGCGUAAACAGAACGCAGGCCACCUGGAUUCAUGCUGUUGACACCAAAUUCUGACCUUAACAUCUGCUGCUUCAGAAAUAAUGACAAGAUGAAGAUUUUUCUUUUUUUUUAUCUGUCCAGUUUCAGUGAGACUGCAGCUGACCCUGAUGUGGUUUUCUGCUGUUGUGGCCCAGCUAUGCUAAGCGUUGACAUACUGUGCAUUCUGAACUACUUUUCUGUUCUUCAUGGUGGUAAAGUGUUUAGUUGAGCUACCAUGAUGUUUACUUCAAAUCUAGCCAGGUGGACCUGAAGCUACUCCAUUUAAAAAGCCAUUUCUCAUAACUCAUUUACCAACUUUACUCAUAACUAGCUAAAAUAACAAAUUUUUACUCAUAAAUAAGCAGUUAUGUAUUUUUAUGUCUAAAUUCUAACUUCUAAAAUUUAGAAACAAACUUGAUACCCAGUGAACUGCAGCUGAAGUUUUAGAGACUUUUAAUCACUUACUCGUAACACUCCACCACUUCCACUUGUUUCAGUGAAUUGAUCCUCCACUGCAUUUCUGAUUACUUAGACAUUUAUUACAAAUGAAAAAAAAACAGUUGCAAGAUUUGUUUGUGUUAUACAACUUUUUGAAGAUUUGUGUGAAAUGAUAUUUUGUCUGUUUUCUUUUACCUUAAUUUCUUUCAGGCUUACUAAUUUACAAGUACCUCUGCUGCUGAGAGGACUUGCACUCACUAUUCCCUUUAUUAAGAACACAUUUAUACCUCCACUUCCUGCCAUUCCCCAAUCAGGCAAUCAUGUGUCGGCGGCAAGACAAGAGCUACAGUUAAUGUUCACAUCAUACAUGUUGGUGAAUAGGGAAGAAUUGUUAGCACAGUUUGGCAUGCUCUGAGAUGCCGAGGGUGGUUGUUUAAGCUACUCUAGCCUUCUUGUUAGCUCAAGCCAAUCUGGCCUCUCUCUCCCCUCAGAAUUCUCUCAAAACUGUCAAGUUGAUCAUGGUUCUGUGUAAAUUCUAGAGCCUGUUGUGUGUGAGAAUCCCAGCAGAUCAGCAAUUAUGGAAAUAUUCAAAUCAGCCUGUCUGGCACCAAUAUCCAUGCCAUGGUCCACAUGUCACAUGUCCCGUCACACAUUGACAUGCUGUUAGUUGAACCGAAUGUUAACUGAAGCUCUUGGUUUGAUGAUGGUGGUGGUGACUGCUGCUGCUGGCAUAUGAUUGGCUGAUUGAAUCAUUUGAUGACAUGAGUCAGCAGGUGUAAAGGUGCUAAUAAUAAAGAUGACUGUUUCUAAAUGCUUUGUGCACUUUCUCCUAGUAACAAAAAACAGUGGUGUACUGUAAUAAUAAUAAUAAUUUUAUUUUAUUAUUUUAUCUUUUUUUUUUUUUGUAUUUAUUGGCUGGAUGCUGAUCCUGCUAUUUAUUAUAAUUGUUUCAGAUAUUUACUGGAAACAUGCUGUGUAUGUUCAACAUGAAGACAGAUAUCUGUCCUGUACUUUUAUGUACAAAGAUAUAGUAAAAGUAAAAUAAAUAAUAGUAAAAAAAUAUUUUACUAUUUAAAUAGUAAUGAUCCUUUCUGCUCUGGUGUGUGUUAACUGUCAGUGUUUAAGUGAUUUACAAUUAUAAUAUUUUUAAUUCAAUGUCAUUCAAAUUGCUUACGUGGUUUCUAGAAAUGGUGUUAAAGGCAAUUGUGUAUUUUUCUGGAUGUAUUUAGAAAUAAUUUGCUCGAGAAAAAUCUUCUAUUUAAAACUGAAGAAGAAAAAAUCUCCAUUUGCAGCAAGUGAAAUAUGAGUGAAUUGGUUUUUUUUUCUUUAUUUUUCCCAAUUUUCUGAGGGUUGAAGAGUUGUGUCUAUCUAUUUUUUUCAACACAGGUUAAAGUUGAGCUUUACCAGAAAAUUUACAAAUCUGUGUCACUGUAAAUGUACUUGUAAUAAUAAAACUCACCAUCAAAAUUA